AAAAAUCACAAAUGUUUAAACAAUUUUCACAAAAACACAUUAAGUCAUCCUCGAGGAAGAUAGAGUAUUCUUUGUUUGGUUAGUUGGAUGCUUCGCCGAGUGACAUGUCUUUCUAGCUGAACUUCGUUUGGAUUAGAAAGAUUUACAGAAAUGGCGAAAAUGUUAAGAUUAGGAGCUAGAUUUUCCGUCAGCAAUAGUCAGAUACCGGCAACAUCAAGUGUUGUAUCAACCAUCAAGACCGAAGAGUUAAUGAAUGAUCACAUAAAUUCCCUUUGUAGAAAUAAUUUCUACAGGGAAGCACUGGAAGCGUUUGAUUUUGCGCAGAAGAACUCAAGCUGCAAGAUAAGGUUAAGAACCUAUAUCUCUUUAAUUUGUGCUUGCUCUUCAUCUAGAUCUCUAGCACAAGGCAGAAAGAUACAUGAUCACAUUUUGAAUUCCAACUGCAAGUAUGAUACUAUUCUUAAUAAUCACAUUCUUAGUAUGUAUGGGAAAUGUGGCUCGCUGAGGGAUGCUAGAGAAGUUUUUGAUUUUAUGCCUGGAAGGAAUUUGGUCUCUUACACAUCUGUGAUUACUGGCUAUUCACAGAACGGUCAGGAAGCCGAGGCAAUCAGAUUGUACUUGAAAAUGCUUCAGGAAGAUUUAGUUCCUGACCAGUUUGCAUUUGGAAGCAUCAUCAAAGCAUGUGCUAGUACUGGUGAUGUUGGGUUAGGGAAGCAACUGCAUGCGCAAGUCAUUAAGUUGGAAUCCAGUUCUCAUCUUAUUGCUCAAAAUGCUUUGAUUGCUAUGUAUGUUCGCUUCAAUCAAAUCUCAGAUGCCAGCAAAUUGUUCUAUGGUAUCCCAGCGAAGGAUCUAAUUUCGUGGAGCUCAAUCAUCGCAGGGUUCUCGCAACUUGGGUUUGAGUUUGAAGCCCUGAGCCACCUAAAAGAAAUGUUGUCUUUUGGUGUUUUCCAUCCAAAUGAAUAUAUAUUUGGUAGUUCUUUGAAAGCUUGUAGCAGUCUCCUUAGACCAGAUUAUGGUAGCCAAAUACAUGGGUUAUGCAUUAAGUCGGAGUUAGCUGGAAACGCUAUUGCAGGCUGUUCGCUCUGUGACAUGUAUGCUAGAUGCGGUUUCCUGGAUUCUGCAAGGAGAGUAUUUAAUCAAAUAGAAAGACCUGAUACAGCAUCGUGGAAUGUGAUCAUUGCUGGACUUGCAAAUAAUGGUUACGCUGAUGAGGCUGUAUCAGUUUUCUCUCAGAUGAGGAAUUCUGGUUUUAUUCCUGAUGCCAUCUCCUUGCGUUCUUUGCUCUGUGCUCAGACAAAACCAAUGGCUUUGUGUCAAGGCAUGCAAAUUCACUCUUUCAUUAUCAAGUGUGGUUUCCUGGCAGAUCUUUCAGUUUGCAACUCUCUGCUUACCAUGUACACCUUCUGCUCGGACUUGUAUCGUUGUUUUAAUUUAUUUGAAGACUUCAGAAACAACGCAGAUUCGGUUUCUUGGAAUGCUAUUCUGACGGCAUGUUUGCAACACGAACAGCCAGUAGAGAUGUUGAGAUUGUUUAAGCUGAUGCUUGUGUCUGAGUGUGAGCCAGAUCACAUAACCAUGGGUAAUCUGUUGCGGGGUUGUGUGGAAAUCUCAUCUCUAAAAUUGGGAAGUCAAGUCCAUUGCUAUAGUUUGAAAACCGGGUUGGUGCUUGAGCAAUUUAUAAAAAACGGACUUAUUGAUAUGUAUGCCAAGUGUGGAUCACUGGGGCAAGCGAGAAGGAUUUUUGAUUCAAUGGAUAACGGAGAUGUAGUUUCGUGGAGCACCUUGAUAGUUGGAUAUGCACAGUCUGGAUUUGGAGAGGAAGCUCUCACAUUAUUCAGGGAAAUGAAAAGUUCGGGCAUAGAGCCAAAUCAUGUAACGUUUGUCGGUGUUCUUACUGCCUGUAGUCAUGUUGGGCUGGUGGAAGAAGGCUUGGAACUGUAUGCAAUCAUGCAAACUGAACACGGGAUUUCACCAACAAAAGAGCACUGCUCUUGCGUGGUCGAUUUGCUAGCUCGUGCUGGCCAUUUAAAUGAAGCUGAGAGAUUCAUCGAUGAAAUGAAGUUGGAACCUGAUGUUGUUGUGUGGAAGACUCUACUGUCUGCAUGUAAAACACAAGGAAAUGUUGAUCUUGCCCAAAAAGCUGCUGAAAAUAUUCUGAAGAUCGAUCCUUUCAACUCUACAGCUCAUGUAUUGCUCUGCAGCAUGCAUGCUUCUUCUGGAAAUUGGGAAGAUGCUGCAUUGUUGAGGAGCUCAAUGAAAAAGCAUGAUGUUAAAAAAAUUCCAGGACAGAGCUGGAUCGAUGUUGAGGACAAAAUUCAUAUAUUCUUUGCUGAAGAUGUUCUUCAUCCAGAGAGGGACGAUAUAUAUACAGUCCUGCACAACAUCUGGUCGCAGAUGCUAGAUGAGUGUAAUCCGCAACACAAGAAAAGAUUCCAGUUUAUCCAUGAAACCGAAAAAACAAACAUUUAAGUGACGUUUUUCUCUUCUAAGAGAAGCACAGAGAAUGCCAUUGUGUCUCAUCUGUAAGUUGCAUCUUCUUCCUUCUUGCUCUUGCCAUCAUGUCUCAUCUUGUUUGCUUGCUUAGAUAAAUGCUGUCGAUAGAUAUCUUGCGCUUUUCCUUUUCUUCAUCAAAUAUUAUUUCAUUUGGUUGUAACAAAAUCUUGUUCUGUUUAAUGUUUUUGGUUACCUAUUGAGUAAUAGUGAAGGACAGUUUACUUAUUGCUGCAUAAAUGAUGACAAAUUUC
Molecule: messenger RNA, 2744 nt
Organism: Arabidopsis arenosa
Lineage: Eukaryota; Viridiplantae; Streptophyta; Magnoliopsida; Brassicales; Brassicaceae
Source: the annotation of a GenBank genome assembly